AUAACAUCCUCUUUAUGAUAUCAGCCCAGGAAUUAAAGCUAAAGGUAGCAGGGAUCGCUUGGAUUUCCUUCACGUAGAAGUGAAAACAAACUAGGUGUAUACUGGGGUGGUAGCUAUACAAUAUUUUACCAUAAUAUGGACCAGCACCACUCGCAGGUUCAUCAACAGGUCUCAUCAGAAUUGGAAAAUGGAGAUGUUAACUAUAAGGAAGGCUUGAACAGCAAUAACAUUAAGGGGGGUUUUGUCAAUGGGAAGACACCACAGAAUGUUUCAUCUUCAAUUAUUCGAAAGAAAUCCGAUCCAAUGCUUGUUUCAUCAAAUGUUCGGUUUGAAAUGCUUGGCUAUUUCUUGACCAAUCUUCAAGAAGUGAUUCUUGGAACUAAGCUGGCUGUUCUCUUCCCAGCCAUUCCUCUAGCAAUUGCUGCUGACUAUUAUAAGUUCGGAAGAUCUUGGAUAUUUGCUCUGAGCUUGCUAGGACUCACCCCACUAGCAGAACGUGUCAGCUUCCUCACUGAACAAAUUGCAUACUUCACAGGUCCAACAGUUGGAGGACUCCUUAAUGCAACAUGUGGCAAUGCAACCGAGCUGAUAAUAGCAAUACUCGCUCUUUACCAGAACAAAAUACAUGUCUUGAAGUAUUCUCUUCUGGGUUCCAUUUUGUCAAAUCUCCUUCUAGUUCUUGGGACUUCCCUCCUAUGUGGAGGCUUAGCCAACCUAAAAAAGGAACAGAAAUACGAUAGAAAGCAGGCUGAUGUGAACUCAUUACUUUUAUUACUGGGGUUGUUGUGCCACAUGUUGCCACUAAUGUUCAGAUAUGCCAUAGGGGAAGGAACUGCCACUGCCUUCUCUACCCUUGAGUUGUCCAGAGUGAGCAGCAUUAUUAUGCUUAUAGCAUAUGUUGCUUAUAUCUUCUUCCAGCUAAAAACUCACAGGCAACUGUUUGAUGCUCAAGAGGAAGAUGACGAGGAGGAAGAAAAGGCAGUGAUAGGAUUUUGGAGUGCAUUUACUUGGUUGGCUGGCAUGACAAUUAUCAUAGCUUUGUUAUCUGAGUAUGUUGUGGGCACAAUUGAGGCUGCAUCAGAUUCUUGGGGCAUUUCUGUCAGUUUCCUCAGCAUAAUUUUGCUGCCAAUAGUGGGGAAUGCUGCAGAACAUGCUGGAUCGGUCAUAUUUGCUUUCAAGAACAAGCUGGACAUAUCUUUAGGUGUUGCUCUAGGUUCUGCCACUCAAAUUUCAAUGUUUGUGGUCCCUUUAUGUGUUGUUGUUGCGUGGACAAUGAACAUCCAUAUGGACCUUGAUUUCAGUCUCCUUGAAACCGGUUCUCUUGCUUUCACAAUAAUUAUCACAGCCUUCACUUUACAGGAUGGAACUUCACACUACAUGAAAGGGCUGCUUCUUUUCCUUUGCUACAUUGUGAUUGCCGCGUGCUUUUUUGUUCACAAAAUCCCUCAGAAUCAAAUCUCGCAAGGCAAACCAUUCAAUGGACUCUUUGCAGCUUAGCUGCAUUUACAUGCGGGGCUUGAUCCCUAGCAAAGAAUGGUCCACAGAUCAAUUUAUGUUCUUCAAUUCAUCUGUGAACCACCUGCAUUGGCAUUCUGGUAAGAGAGGAUGGUGUGGUAAACGAGAGCUUUCGAGUUACAAGGCCAUCAAAAGUUGAGACUGGUCUUUUCGGAUUUAGAAGGGAGCUCUGUAGAAGAAACAGAACUUCUCAUGGAACAAGUUUGUUUAUGGCUCUGUCUUUAUGUCUUCCUAAUAAUGUUUUGGUACUGAGUUGAAGUACAAAGCAGUGUCAAAAUGCAUAUAGUUUUUUUACCUAGCAGCUGUGAUUUCCAUGUAUUUGAUUUAAUUCACUGUAUCAUGUUGCUUACCACAAUAAUCUGUCUUCACUUCUUGCAAUGUAAUAAUCAAGUUAAUAAAGAAAACAACUUUGAAUAU
Populus euphratica (Euphrates poplar) is the source of this 1932-nucleotide messenger RNA. Its product is annotated as vacuolar cation/proton exchanger 3-like. Gene Ontology annotation, cellular component: plant-type vacuole membrane. The transcript is spliced from 11 exons. The record is from RefSeq and is a predicted model, not a curated record. Gene Ontology annotation, biological process: intracellular calcium ion homeostasis; calcium ion transmembrane transport. NCBI's taxonomy places the organism in Eukaryota, Viridiplantae, Streptophyta, Magnoliopsida, Malpighiales, Salicaceae. The coding region runs from base 136 to 1497 and encodes 453 amino acids. Gene Ontology annotation, molecular function: calcium:proton antiporter activity.